CGGAGAGGAUAGAUAUCAUGACCAUGAGCAUCGAUUGUUGACGUUGAUGGAAGCGCUAUCGAUGGGAAACGCGUCUGCCUUUUGCGUUGGCGCUGUCUCUGUUUUCCGACCAGAAAUACUCUUCGUCGCUUUCCGCCCAUCGGCUCUUCAGACUCACACUCUCAGCACAUAUUCACCAUGCAUCUGUCCGCCGUCCGUGCUCUGCAACGCCGUGCGUCCGCCGCCCGCCCAACGCUGCCAACGGCGGCCUUUGCGACCGCCCCAUCUCGGGUCAGGCUCGCCGCGGGUCGCCCAACAACAGCUCCCAGGACUAGGGCCUACCACCUCGCAACCGCGCCGUCUACUCGCCCUCGUCAGCGUGCGACUACCAAUGGCUCGUUUCCCGUUGCUCAACGAGGUUAUGCCUCUAGAUCAUACCCCUCGCACACUCUCAUCAACAUGCCAGCGCUCUCCCCAACAAUGACCUCCGGCAACCUCGGCCAGUGGAACAAGAAGGUCGGGGACGAAAUCCAGCCCGGUGAUGUCCUUGUGGAAGUCGAGACAGACAAGGCUACCAUGGAUUUCGAAAACCAGGAUGAGGGGUUCAUCGCAAAGAUUUUCGUGGAGUCUGGCACUAAGGAUGUCGCGGUCAACAAGCCCAUUGCGAUUCUCGUGGAGAACAAGGAGGAUGUGGAGAAGUUCGCAGACUACAAGCUAGAGGAUAACGCCGCACCCGCAUCUGCUCCUGCUGCCGAGGAGAAGCCCGUGGAGAAGGCGCCGGAGGAGAAGCCCGAGAAGAAGGAGGAGCCUCAGAAGGAGGAACCUAAAAAGGAGGAUGCCAAGCAGGCGGCACCCAAAUCUGGAGCCUCUCAGAAGCCAGCGCCAAAACCCGCGCCCGCCCCCGCACCGGCACCAGGAGCCGCCUACACCGACAUCCCAUUAUCGAAUGUUCGCAAGGUGAUUGCCGGUCGUCUGGCGGAAUCUAAGCAACAAAUACCACACUACUACCUCACACAAGAAAUCAACGCUGACAAAAUCUACAAACUCCGCGAGGUUCUGAACAGUGAAGCCAAGGGCAAGUUCAAGCUUUCCGUGAACGACUUUGUCAUCCGCGCAUCCGCUCUGGCGCUGAAGGCCGUUCCGGAGGUCAACAGCGCAUGGCAAGGCACUUCCAUCAGGCAGUUCAACAACGCCGAUAUUGCUGUUGCCGUCGCUACUGAGUCCGGCCUGAUCACCCCCAUCGUCCACCAAGCGGACGCCAUCGGCCUCUCCCAAAUCUCCACCAACGUCAAAACGCUCGCCGAGAAAGCCCGCGCCAACAAACUCCAACCCCACGAAUACCAAGGCGGCACCUUCACCAUCUCCAACCUUGGCAUGUACGGCAUCUCCCACUUCACCGCCAUCAUCAACCCACCGCACUCGGGCAUCCUCGCCGUCGGCGGGGUGCAGGACAAGUUGGUAAUCGAUGACGCGGCUGAGAAGGGCGUCCGUAACUCGAAGGUGAUGAACGUCACCCUGAGCUGUGAUCACCGUGUUGUGGAUGGUGCGGUUGGGGCAAAGUGGUUGGGUGUCUUUAAGGGUUUGCUUGAGAACCCUUUGACGAUGCUGCUUUGAAGUGGGUAGCACAUCCGCGGAAAGCUCCAUUCAGAUGGACUGGUGUACACAUUCGAGCGGAAAUCGCUCGAACACGACAUAGGACCGCCUGAUUUGCGCCGCGGACUGGUUUCAUAGUUUUCCCUUUCAUUCAUCUGCUACUCCAUGUAUCUUCAUUGAAUCAUCUUCCUGUCCCCGUCCCUGUGCUUUUCUGUU
Messenger RNA from Fimicolochytrium jonesii, 1788 nucleotides. RefSeq names its product pyruvate dehydrogenase complex dihydrolipoamide acetyltransferase. The coding region runs from base 178 to 1593 and encodes 471 amino acids. Lineage: Eukaryota; Fungi; Chytridiomycota; Chytridiomycetes; Spizellomycetales; Powellomycetaceae. The transcript has 9 exons. Gene Ontology annotation, biological process: pyruvate decarboxylation to acetyl-CoA. The record is from RefSeq and is a predicted model, not a curated record. Gene Ontology annotation, cellular component: pyruvate dehydrogenase complex. Gene Ontology annotation, molecular function: dihydrolipoyllysine-residue acetyltransferase activity.